UUAAAACAUACUCCAUAAUAUAUUGAUCAUUUACAAAUUGUCGAAUACGAGUUGUUCAGCUUGGUAAUUAUUGAUUAAACUUCCUCUAACACCUAAUCUAGGAAGUAAACCUAUCUUUAAGUUUUAAUAAAGAAAGUGAAAGAAAAUCUUACGAACAAGAAGUAAAUUCCAUCUAACAAGUCCUCUUAAACAGAAAAUGUCAUCAUCAAUUAUUCAAUUCCAAAAAAAGAUUAAAUUUGGACUUGGACUCAGUUCAACAACCCCAUGAACAUGUCAUACGAAAGCGUUAAUAUUUGUUUAGUUGUUACCAAGUCCACCUUUUCUAUCUAUUGAAAGAUGGAGCGGUUUAACAAACACCUUCCUACAAUUUCUACUUAAAUAUAAAUCUAACGUUACAAAUUAAACUAUACAUACAUUACAAUUUUUCCGAUAUAUGAUUCAUCUACUCUCAAAAAAAUUUGUACUCUAAGCUUUCAUUACAACCCAAAAGAAAGUUGUAACAAAACUCCUUUAGAUAUUUUACUAGUGUGUAUAUUGAUCAUCACCAAAAUGGGCAAUCAAGUGUCUAAUGGUUCACCGGUGACCGGAAAAGUGAUCCUUCUAGAUGGUUCAAUCCAAGAAUUUGACAAGCCCUUAACUGUGGCUGAGUUAAUGUUAGAGUAUCCACAACAAAUGGUGGUUGAUCUAAAAUCAACAACAACACAAAAAAAGCCUACUCCUUUGCCAGCUGAUAAAACCCUAGAGGUUGAUAAAAUUUACCUUAUGGUUCCUCUAAGGAAAGGUAAACUAGCUCAUUUGUCUCCCCAAGAGGCUCAUCAUAUUCUUCUUAGGUCAAAAACAUUUAAUUCUUCAUCGAAAUUCAUCCCUCUUUUCGCCAAGAUUUGUCCUGCCAUGAGUAAUAUUGAAGAUAACUAUGAUAAGUCUGCGGUAUCUAAGAGAGAGGUACUGGGUUCCGAUGAUAGGAAAAUGGAAGAGGGUGGCGAGUUUGAUGAUGAGGGUUUGGAUUUGAUUGAAAAACCGGAUUAUCUUAGUAGGCAAGUAUCGGGUAAAAGUUGGAAGCCAAGUUUAGACACCAUAGAAGAGAAGAAAAAUGAGAUUAAGAAGGUGUCUAAUUGGGUGAUUGUUGCAAAUAAGGUUGGUAAGAGGAUACACUCUAAGGGCUUGGUUUGGGGUUGAAAACACAUCAACAUUAAUUGCAUGAUGUACUAGUUCAUCCAUUGUAAUAUACUUUUCACAACCCAAAAUGAAGAAAAAAACGUUCAAAAGAGAGGGUAAUUUUAAAAAAAGUUUGAUGUAAAAACUUAAGAGAAUUGUUAUAUAUAUAUUUAGUUCAUAUUGCUUGUAUUAAUAUUCCUGCAUUAAAUUGCAUGAGAAUUAUCGAUAUUAUUAUACUUUUUACAAGAGUUAUUCCUGUCAAUUAUAGGUGUACCAAGGGGGAAAAAAUCGUAUCUAUCUAUCUAUUUAUACAUCUUAUCAUGAUAAUUAUAGUUCGCGUCGUGACUAAGUGCCCAAAUAAUUAAGUUUGUUAAUCUUUUAUUUCAACAAAAAAAAAUCCACAACCAAAAAAUAUCAAAAGUAUGCAAAGUUUCCUUAGAAUUAGGUACAGUAAAAAAAUAUCAAAGUAUGUGAAGUUUCCUUAGAAUUAGGUACAGUGAAAAAUAUCAAAAGUAUGGAGUAUGUAAAGUUUCCUUAGAAUCUUUUUUUUUUUUUUUUUUUUUGGUGAAGAAAUCUGUAAUAUAAUUGUAGAGUAAGGCCCCGUUCACUUCACCUUAAUUUUGCUGAACUAAAAUUAUUUUUACUGAUUAAAACUGAAUUUUACUGAAC
Molecule: messenger RNA, 1824 nt
Organism: Chenopodium quinoa (quinoa)
Lineage: Eukaryota; Viridiplantae; Streptophyta; Magnoliopsida; Caryophyllales; Amaranthaceae
Exons: 1
Coding region: 550-1176 (208 amino acids)
Source: RefSeq, a predicted model, not a curated record